Trematosphaeria pertusa is the source of this 1893-nucleotide messenger RNA. Its product is annotated as delta-1-pyrroline-5-carboxylate dehydrogenase 1. The transcript is spliced from 5 exons. The coding region runs from base 7 to 1749 and encodes 580 amino acids. The record is from RefSeq and is a predicted model, not a curated record. Gene Ontology annotation, molecular function: L-glutamate gamma-semialdehyde dehydrogenase (NAD+) activity. Lineage: Eukaryota; Fungi; Ascomycota; Dothideomycetes; Pleosporales; Trematosphaeriaceae. Gene Ontology annotation, cellular component: mitochondrial matrix.
UCCGCAAUGGCCUCUCUGAAGAACUUUCAGCCACUGACUUCAGUCUCCAAGUCUGUGAGCGCGAUGCCAACCCAGUCCGGCGUAUCUAGAAGAGGCGUCGCAACAAUUGCGAACUUCAAGAUCCCCUCGAUAAACAACGAGCCCAACAAACACUACACAAAAGGGUCCGUCGACCGACAGAAGCUCCAAGAUGCGGUGGCUGCAUUGAAGCAGCGGGCACCGAUCGACGUCCCACUAGCAGUAGGGGGCCAGCAUAUUACGAGCUCGUCCAUCCUCACGCAGCACAAUCCUUCCUCACACGCCGACGUGGUCGCCAAAUACUCCAACGCAAGCACCGAAGACGUGAACAAAGCCAUAGAAGCGUCACUCGAAGCUAAGCUGUCAUGGGAGACGCUACCGUUUGCCGAUCGCGCAUCCGUUUUCCUCAAGGCGGCCGACCUGAUCUCGUCGAAGUACCGAUACGACAUUAUGGCAGCAACGAUGGUGGGACAGGGCAAGAAUGCCUGGCAAGCGGAAAUCGAUGCGGCGGCAGAACUAUGCGACUUCUUGAGGUUCAACGUGAAAUACGCCGAGGAUACAUACGGGCAUCAGCCUGUGCACAACUCACCUGGGGUCUGGAACCGUGUGGAGUAUCGACCACUCGAAGGAUUCGUAUACGCCAUUUCGCCGUUCAACUUCACAGCCAUCGGAGGAAACCUUCCCGCAGCGCCGGCCCUCAUGGGCAACGUGGUGGUUUGGAAGCCAUCACCUUCGGCCAUCGCUUCUAACUGGCUAGUCUACCAGAUCCUCAUUGAAGCUGGCCUUCCACCGAACGUAAUCCAGUUUAUCCCCGGUGACGCAGAGGAAGUAACCAAGGCAGUACUGUCCCACCGGCAAUUUGCUGCAUUGCAUUACACAGGCAGCACCGCAGUGUUCCGAUCACUUUAUGGAAAAAUUGCAACGGGCGUUGCAGAGGGGAAAUACCAAAGCUACCCUCGCAUUGUUGGCGAGACUGGAGGCAAGAACUUCCACCUGAUCCAUCCUGGUGCCGACAUCUCCAAUGCGGUAGUGCAGACAGUACGCGGCGCUUUUGAGUAUCAAGGUCAGAAGUGCAGCGCAUGUUCCCGAUUAUACGUACCCAAGUCCGUUUGGCCCCAGUUCAAGGAACAAUUAAUUGCAGAGACCGCAGCGCUCAAGAUCGGCGAGCCUUCAGACUUCUCCAACUUCAUUGGUCCAGUCAUCCACGAAGCGAGCUUCAAGAAGCUCUCCGGUGCCAUCGACGAGGCCAAGAAUGACAACGAGCUGGAACUUCUGGUUGGUGGAAAGUACGACGGCAGCAAGGGCUACUACGUCCACCCAACCAUCUACCAGACGACGAACCCGGACCAUCCGCUCAUGUCCCGCGAACUCUUCGGGCCUAUCCUUGUCACAUACGUCUACGACGAUGCUGUUCCAGACGCCUUCGCUAAGAUUUGCAAGCAAAUCGAUGAGACAUCGGAGUAUGCCCUCACUGGUGCCGUCUUCGCUACGGAUCGAGAGGAUAUCCGAUUUGCUGAGGAUGCUCUUCGGAACUCCGCCGGUAACUUCUACAUCAACUGCAAGUGCACUGGGGCUGUUGUCGCGCAGCAACCCUUCGGCGGUUCCAGGGCAAGCGGUACGAACGACAAGGCGGGAAGUGCGAAUCUCCUAGCCAGGUUCGUGAACAUGCGGGCGAUCAAGGAGGAGUUCGUUGCUACUGAUAAAGUGGCAUACCCGAGCAAUGAGAUUUGAGAGAUCACGAAUUUCAGCAAGACGAGAUUGUACAGAACUUGAGAGCAACGGGGCGUUUUGGGGUACUGGGAAAAAAGCAUGUGCUUCUGUGGACACGAGCGAGACACUUGCAUAACGCUCUUCACUCUGAUCAAAGCAGCGCCA